UACCGACAUAUCUGUAGUUCUGUACACUGUACCUGGUCUCGCGCGGAGCUUUGCUGAACCUGGCAACCAUGAAAUUCUUCAAUAACCUAAAGAUGGAGUAGUUAUUGCAGAUGUGUCAAAAACCAUAGCCAUCCCAUAGCCGACUUGCAAAAUAUUACUCUCUCAAUAACACUUUUGGGCGGCGCCUUGAUUAUUUUGUGUAUUCACUAGUCGAAAAGUCGAAGUUUCUUCGAGUGAAGUUUGAUCAAGAACUAGCCCCCGUCUGCCGCCUCCUCGAGGAGAGGACAAUGAGAAUGGUGUUGUCACAGCGCCAAAAAGAAGAAUUGAAUAGAGCAAUUGCUGAUUACUUACUUUCCAGUGGCCAUGUAGACUCACUUGAAGCAUUUAAGAGAGAAGCAGACAUCAAUGGAGAUGUUGACAAAAAAUACACUGGGUUGCUGGAAAAGAAGUGGACUUCAGUGGUCAGGCUGCAAAAACGGGUGAUGGAGCUGGAAGCCAAAUUGGCUGAAGCUGAAAAAGAAUUUAUCGCAGGGGCACCCACAAGGGAAAAACGCAGCCCCACGGAAUGGAUUCCCAGAGCCCCAGAAAAAUACAUUUUGUCUGGUCAUCGAGCACCAGUUACCAAGGUGGUGUUCCAUCCUGUAUUUAGUGUUUUCGUUUCAGCUAGUGAAGAUGCCACUAUCAAAUUAUGGGAUUUUGAAACGGGUGACUUUGAACGUACGCUCAAGGGCCACACCGACUCGGUACAAGAUGUAACCUUUGACUCCAAUGGGAAAAUGCUUGCUUCUUGCAGUGCCGACAUGUCGGUUAAGUUGUGGGAUUUCAACACGUUCGAAUGCACGAAAACGUUGCAGGGUCAUGACCAUAAUGUUAGCAGCGUCACCUUCCUACCUACAGGCGACUUUCUCGUCUCGUCCAGUCGUGAUAAAACCAUAAAAAUCUGGGAAGUGGCAACCGGGUAUUGCGUCAAGACUCUUUCGGGACACCGGGAGUGGGUGCGGCAGAUCAGAGUAUCUCCUGAUGGUCUUUUACUCGCCUCUUGUUCCAACGACCAAACCGUCCGCAUUUGGCUUCUCUCAUCCAAAGAAUGCAAGAUGGAGAUGCGAGAGCACGAGCACGUAGUCGAAUGUGUAGCCUGGGCGCCAGAAUCUGCGACAGCAGCUAUUCAAGAGGCCACAGCUUUAGCUGCCUCUUCCUCCAACUCGGCACCCACUGAGAAUCAUAAAAAAUCCAAUCUCACGGGCCCGUUCUUGGCAUCCGGCUCUCGAGAUAAAACCAUCAAGAUCUGGGAUGUAUCCACUGGCUUGUGUGUUUUGACGUUGACUGGGCACGACAAUUGGGUACGCGGCCUGGUAUUCCACACGGGUGGCAAGUAUUUGCUAAGUGCCGCUGAUGACAAGACGCUCCGUGUUUGGGACUUACGUCACAGGCGGUGCCUCAAAACACUCGAAGCUCACCAGCACUUUUGCACGUCUUUGGAUCUCCACCGUACGGCGCCCUACGUAGUGACGGGCAGCGUCGAUCAGACGGUCAAAGUCUGGGAAUGUCGCUGAAAAAAGGGAAGCACGGAAAGAGAAGAAGAAAAUCCAGCGCUAACAAAACAAAUAAGGAUAAUACCGAUAAACCAGAUAAAAAGCUAUCAAACUAAUGCGGUUAUUUCAUAGAACCCUUAAAUAUUAUUUUUUUUUUUUGUUAUUUUUUUUUUAUUUGCAUCUUUAACUCUCCAAAAAUUAAAACAAACAAACAAAAAAAAAAAAGACAUUCGCCACUCUUCUUCUUCUUCUCCUUCUUCUUCUUCUGUGAAGUGUAAAAAUCCUCCUUCAGUCUCCUUCUUCACAAACAUCCUCCUUUUUUUUGCAGCAGCAGCAACAUAAAGCCGGGCAGGGCGCGGUGUUCUCACAGUGUGCCAUUGUUGGUUCUAUUUCAAACAAAAGCAAAAAAAAACAAAACAAAAAAAAAGGAAAAUUGGAAAGAAAAAUAAUAUCUACACCCUCAAUAGCAACAGAGAUCGAUUCAGAGUGGAUUUUUUUGGUUUCAUUCAUGCUUGAAAGCUGACGCACUUGUAUCUCUGUCGAAUAACGGCGCACUAUACAACUUCUUCUCCAACAAAAAAAAAAUAAUAAUCAGUAUGUCCUGCAUCUUUCACACAGCCUUUCAGAAUAGGUCAAAAGAAAAGAAAGCAUCUGUGUUUCAUUCCUCCCUUCCGCGCUCCAGUUUGUUUUGUUUGUAAAAUGUUCCCUUCUUUUUCACACCCGGGCCUGUACAUGCUUUCUCUUUUUUUUUUCUGAACUUUCUUUUUUUUUCAUCCUUCUUAGUUUUUUUCUUUUUUCCAGAACGUGGAGGAAUAACGGAAAAAAGUUCUUUCUUUUAUUUUCAUGCCAUCAUCGUUUGUUAAACGUGUAAAAAUCACGAAACCCCUUUUUUUUAAUUUUUUUUUUAUUUUGUAGUUACAUUAUUCAGAUUUUUUUUUUUUAAAACCUCCCGGUUGUAUUUCUGUUUAAUUUUCUUUCUUUAGGUGCGCCUGGAAAAAUUAUAUUUAAUUAUAAUUUUUUUUUUUCACCCUUCUUUCCCUGCCUUUUCGUCUGACCCUCCGCCUUUUCUUACUCCCUCCUUGAUUAUUAUAAUUAUAACGAUUAUUAUUUUGUGGUUAAAUUGUUUAGUUAUCAUCUCAUUACCUUAACUCAAAUUCAAUGUUUUUUUUUUUUCCUUGUUGCCGCUGCUGCUGUCGUUUCGGCAAUACAUCCACCAUGUGGCAAUGGUGUCGAUAACGAGGCCUGAUUUUGAAAUCCAAAACAGGCGAUUCCUGGCUAAUAGAAUUGAAGAUCUUUUUUUUAU
This is a messenger RNA of Daphnia magna, 2835 nucleotides long. RefSeq names its product lissencephaly-1 homolog (gene Lis-1). The transcript is spliced from 8 exons. The coding region runs from base 288 to 1553 and encodes 421 amino acids. Gene Ontology annotation, molecular function: protein binding. NCBI's taxonomy places the organism in Eukaryota, Metazoa, Arthropoda, Branchiopoda, Diplostraca, Daphniidae. The record is from RefSeq and is a predicted model, not a curated record.